ACUGACGGUGGCGGCGCCCUACCUGCAUGGUGGUGAACUGGAUGAGAUACUGAGGAAACUGAAAUGCUAGCUGAAAGCGAUGGCUUUAACAAGACAGAAGUUGAAACAUGUGCUCAGCUGUUCAUGAGGCUAGCUUCCAAACCAUCCCUGGAGUCUCUGGAUCUACACUUGUUUCCUUCUCAUUUCCCUAAGCCAGGGGAAGUUGUAGAGAUACAUGGAGCCAGUGCAACCGGCAAGACUGAACUCCUUAUGCACUUCAUUUCUAAGUGUAUACUUCCAAAGCGUUGGAAUACAUUAUUAAUUAAUGGCAUAGAAGCAGAAGUUGUUUUAAUUGAUACAGACUUUAAAUUCUCAGUGAUCAGGCUAUACCAGAUAUUGAAGGAACAACUGAUGAAAAUUAUUGAUGUAGACUCCAACGAUAUAUGUACUAGCUCAUGGGCGGCUCAAACAGAAACAUUAUCUAGUAAAACACAUUCAAAAGAACCUAGCAAGAAAGAUCAACAGACCAUAAAAAAUGAAAAAGUAUUAGAAGAACUUGUUCAAUCUUGUUUAGACCGGUUAUAUCUAGUAAGAUGCAGUAGUUCUGAACAACUGCUAAUUACUCUGCAUUCAAUGGAAAAUGUAUUUUCCAAGCAUCCUCAAAUGACUGUACUGAUGUUAGAUAGUGUGUCAUCUUUCUAUUGGGAAGAUCGUGUUAAAACUGGUGAUAAUUGGAAAAGCUUUGAAGCAUUACAAGACAACAUUAUUGAUUUACUACAAAAGUUAGUCCAGGAUUAUCGUCUGGUUGUUUUCUUGACUAAAAACUCAACAUCACAACAUUUUAAAAGUGGUAAAUUUUCUCACAACCCCAACACUGACCAUGGACAAAUUGAAGCCUUUGAUUGUAAAUAUUGGAGUAAAUUAUCAGCUCAUCGAUUGAUUCUCACAAGAGAUGAUUUUCCAUUUCCUGUAGUAGUCAAAGGAAAUGAAAUGUAUGCAUCCUAUUUUGUGAAGGUUUUUAAUAAGAAGGAACACCACCAUUGCAAGUUUUAUAUAAAUUCAAAUGGUAUAUUAUAUGCAUAAUGUAUGUACAUACGGUUUUUAAAAAAAAUAAAUAUGGAUAUUUGUGUGACCUGUGAUUCAAUUGUAAAUCCUGGGCUAAUAGAUACCGGGGAAGGCUAUAGAAAAGCUCAAUUCAAGUCUAACAUUGCAUUUCAAGCAGUUGUCAUCAUAAUGACGACAAUUCUAAAAUUAAUUUAUAGAUUUAUUUGCAAAUACAGCUAUGAUAAUUCAUUUCUAGGUCAUUUUAUUAUGAGAAGCAAUAAAAAAACAACAUACAAAUUCCCACAACAAUAA
Molecule: messenger RNA, 1335 nt
Organism: Anneissia japonica
Lineage: Eukaryota; Metazoa; Echinodermata; Crinoidea; Comatulida; Comatulidae
Product: DNA repair protein XRCC2-like
Exons: 2
Coding region: 64-1062 (332 amino acids)
Biological process (GO): double-strand break repair via homologous recombination; DNA strand invasion
Cellular component (GO): Rad51B-Rad51C-Rad51D-XRCC2 complex; replication fork; centrosome
Molecular function (GO): four-way junction DNA binding; ATP-dependent DNA damage sensor activity; ATP binding
Source: RefSeq, a predicted model, not a curated record